AUAGCACUUCACAGUCACCCGGUAUUCUUGAAAGCCGCUCUGUGACUACCAGCCAGCAGCCUUUCAAAUAUCCCCCUGCUCCUUCGUAACAUGUCAGACCUAGAAUCCUUGGUCAAUGAAUGGCUUCGCCUCGAUCGCAACGGUCAAACACGAGCGGAAAUAGAGAUCCUAUGGCAAUACGGAAACACACAAGAACUGGAGAGCCGACUCAGGAACCGCAUCGAGUUUGGGACAGCAGGUCUCCGCGGAAGGAUGGAAGCAGGUUGGGCCCGCAUGAACGAUCUCAUAAUCAUACAAGCAUCCCAGGGUCUCUGUGCUUAUGUGAUCCGAGAAGUGGAAAAUGCCAAAGAACGAGGUGUUGUCAUGGGUCACGAUCACAGACACAACUCUGCGAGAUGGGCUCAGCUAGCCGCCGCCGCGUUCAUUUCCCAAGGCGUGAAGGUAUACCUGCAUAGAGGUCUUGUCCACACGCCACUAGUUCCAUUCUCCGUCAAAGCGUUGCGGGCAGCUUGUGGUGUUAUGAUCACAGCCAGUCAUAACCCAAAGGACGACAAUGGAUACAAGGUGUACUGGGAAAACGCUGUUCAGAUUAUCGAGCCUCAUGACAAAGGUAUCGCAACGUCAAUCAAGGAGAACCUUGAGCCACGUACCUGGGAUGUUUCUCUCACCAGCGACCCGCUGUGUCUGGAUCGAACCGAAGAGAUGAAGAAGAUGUACUUCGAAAGUUUGCAAAAACUAGCAUCAUCCAUCUCAACUAAUUCUGCUUGCGCCACAAAGUUUGUAAACACGUCGAUGCAUGGAGUUGGCUAUCCCUUUGUCGCACAAGCGUUCAAAAUCUUCGAAUUUCCGGCACCUAUAUCUGUUCAUCAGCAGCAGGACCCAGACCCAGACUUUCCUACCGUAGCAUUCCCUAAUCCAGAGGAGAAAGGAGCUCUGGACCUGGCUAUUAGCACCGCAAAUGAGCAAGGUGCUUCAUAUGUUCUGGCUCAGGAUCCUGAUGCCGAUCGGUUCUCCGCGGCUGAGAAAAGAGCCGACGGUACAUGGAAGGUAUUCACCGGUGAUCAGCUCGGGACUCUAUUUGCCUGCAAAGUUUUGGCUACCUAUAAAGCUAGCGGAAAGCCCCUUGAUAAGCUGGCGAUGGUUGCGUCGACCGUGAGCUCAAAAAUGAUCGAGACAAUGGCCAACGAUGAAGGAUUCCGCUUCGUAGAAUGUUUGACAGGCUUCAAGUUCAUCGGGAACACAGCCCUUGAUCUUGUUGCCCAGGGGUAUGAUGUCCCAUUUGGGUACGAGGAGGCUAUUGGGUUCAUGUUCGGCGAAGAUAUUCGCGACAAAGAUGGCGUUGCCGCUACGAUGAUGUUUGCUGAAUUGGUGGCGUCCCUUUCAAGUAGAAACCUGACACUGCAAGAUUAUCUUGAAGAGCAGUAUGACAGGUACGGCUACUUUGAGACAAAUAACAGCUACUUUAUCUGUUCGGAUCCUGCCGUCAUAGACAAAGUAUUCACAUCGAUUCGUACUUAUAAUGAACAGCAGCCGUCAGAAAAAACUGGCACAUACCCCACUGAGAUAGCAGGCCUUCAAGUAACCCGUGUUGUAGAUCUGACGUCCGGGUACGGGUUUGACAGCGGCAAUGCACCCAGUUUCCAGCCUAGCCUGCCAUUGUCUUCUGGACAUAUGAUACAGAUCAGGGCUAGCGCAGGUUCGGGGAGUGGCCUUGACAUCGUGCUCACAAUAAGAACAAGUGGAACCGAGCCUAAGAUCAAGUACUAUCUAGAGGGUAAAGGUGAAUAUCGCCAGGUAGUACACAAACUGUUACCGGAGGUCAUUUCUGCCCUGAAGUAUGACUGGAUGAAAGCAAGCGAGAACCAUCUUGAGUAGGCGGGAAGUUUUCGCCUACAGAUACUUCAUAAUUGUAUGAGUACAUGUAUUGUAGAUCUCAUGAGGACGGGCUGGAAGUAAAAUGCCAUGACCUUCUAUCAUCUGUAACCUAUGCAUACCUCGCCCUUCUUCGCGCCUCAAGCUCCUUUGUUUUCCUCCAUAUGUCAAUAGUGACCUCUUUUUCGUGAUAAGACAGCGCCACAAGCCUCGCAACCCGCAUUGAGAGGAUGAGAUCGUCCACUGAAAUGGAAGUGUCCUUGUUUUGUCUUUGUUUGACAAAGUCUUCUUGAAUAAACUGGGAGGUCUCUUCCGAGAUGUGAAUACUUCCAGAUUUUGCAGAUGAGAUGAGGUCUCGGAACAUCUUGAAGGUGUCUUGUGGAGGUGCAGUCGGCGACACCCUAUAAAGAUCGGCUGCCUCCUUUGGUUGGAUAGGCACGUUUACACUUGUCUGGAAAAAGGCACUCUUUUGUCCUUCGCUGAGAACGAUCAUUGAGAUGUCGGUCGGAAACGAGAAUUUACUAAAUGGAAAGGUAUAGUCGAGAGUCUGCCCGAUCAUAACCUCCUGUACUGCCCGGAUGUUCAUAAUUCCUUUCUCCACCAGCUGCCCUUCGCUAACCGCUGAUUCAGUGAGUAAGAUAGUGCUCCCUUGAGGUAACUGCAACAUCCCUGAAUGAAGGUUCUCGUCUUUGCUCUCUGCGAUGAAGUUGGCACUGUUCAAAAGCUGUAAAGAGAGCGGAAUUGUUGCAAAUAGCGACAGGAUAUCUGACAGAACAUAAGAAAGUGUCGGUGUAGUUGACAGACCUGUGGGGUGAGGAAAGCGAGAAAAGGUGAGGGAUACGGGAAGAAGAGGUGGAUUUCGAGACUGAACUCUUGAUAUGCAGGCAAGCAAUGCCCAUUCCGCAGCGUCUGUAUCACCGCCUAAGGCUGAUUCUGCUAACCAGUUUACGAAAUCCUGCCGGACUUGGGUAAUGUCC
Molecule: messenger RNA, 2849 nt
Organism: Coniophora puteana RWD-64-598 SS2
Lineage: Eukaryota; Fungi; Basidiomycota; Agaricomycetes; Boletales; Coniophoraceae
Exons: 26
Coding region: 91-1875 (594 amino acids)
Biological process (GO): purine ribonucleoside salvage; carbohydrate metabolic process
Molecular function (GO): magnesium ion binding; phosphopentomutase activity
Source: RefSeq, a predicted model, not a curated record